CUUGAAAUCCUCGUUCAGCGCUUGGGAAGCAAAUCGACAGAAGAAAACGGAGAGGCAACCUGCCGCUUUCCCCUUCCUGCCCCACACACCACCCCCACACGUUGGAUGAGGCUUUCCCGACUGAGCGCUUCGAGGGAGUGCCGAAGACCUCCCGGACCCGCCCCUAUCGCUUUCAGCCCUGCCCCCUCAACUUCCGGCCUCCGCGAAGAACACUACGUUUAAAUGCCUGGCCGGAAGUUACCCCCGAGGCUUCCGGGAGGCCCUUUAAAAGCGGCGCGUGCGCGGGGCGGGGCCCGGUCAGCCCUCUCCCCUUUCCCCAAAAUCCGCGCGGUGUCGCGAGACUUUAUCUUUCCAAAACUUCCGGCGCUGGUCGGCCUCGGAGGUCGCGGAUUAGCGAUGCGGUCCAGGCUUCUGUUGAGCGCUGCUCGAUGUCUUUGGGCCCGCCGGGCUGCAUGCCCGGCCCGCCGGCACCGAAGCUGCGGCGGCGCGCUGCUCGAGGAGCUGUUCGCCCGCGGCGGGCCCUUGCGGACCUUCCUCGAGCGCCAGGCAGGGGCUGAAGCCCAGUUGCAGGCCAGGGGGCCUGAGCUGGUGGCGGUGGCCAGACUGCUGAGCGAGAAGGAGCAGGAGCUGCGGGAGACCGAGCACUUGCUGCAUGAUGAAAAUGAAGACUUAAGGAAACUUGCAGAGAAUGAAAUAACUUUGUGUCAAAAAGAAAUAACUCAGUUGAAGCAUCAGAUUAUCUUACUUUUGGUUCCCUCAGAAGAAACCAAUGAAAAUGAUUUGAUCCUGGAGGUAACUGCAGGAGUUGGUGGUCAGGAGGCAAUGUUGUUUACUUCAGAGAUAUUUGAUAUGUAUCAGCGAUAUGCUGCAUUUAAAAGAUGGCAUUUUGAAACCCUGGAAUAUUUUCCAAGUGAAAUAGGUGGCCUUAGACAUGCGUCGGCCAGCAUUGGGGGGUCAGAAGCCUAUAAGCACAUGAAAUUUGAAGGAGGUGUACACAGAGUACAGAGAGUGCCAAAGACAGAGAAGCAAGGCCGCAUCCACACCAGCACCAUGACAGUAGCCAUAUUACCCCAACCUACUGAGAUUAAUCUGGUAAUUAAUCCUAAAGAUUUGAGAAUCGAUACUAAGCGAGCCAGUGGAGCUGGGGGGCAGCACGUAAAUACCACGGACAGUGCUGUCCGGAUAGUUCAUCUUCCAACAGGUGUUGUUUCCGAAUGCCAACAAGAGAGAUCUCAACUGAAAAAUAGAGAAAUGGCUAUGAAAAAGUUACGUGCAAAACUAUACAGCAUGCAUGUAGAAGAAGAAACAAGUAAAAGAUACAAUGCUAGAAAAGUUCAGAUUGGAACAAAAGGAAGGUCAGAGAAAAUAAGAACAUAUAAUUUUCCACAGAACCGGGUCACAGAUCACCGAAUAAACAAGUCACUUCAUGAUCUUGAAACUUUUAUGCAAGGAGAGAAUCUACUGGAUGAACUUGUACAGUCAUUGAAGGACUAUGCUGAUUAUGAAUCUUUAGUAGACAUUAUCUCCAAGAAAGUUUAAUCUGAUUUAUUAAAAACUUGUAUAGCUUAUUAAAAUUCUAUAGUAAAUCACAUUUUGUGUAAAUACCAGUAUUCUCUUAAAAAACAUGAGUUAAUACAGUUGAAAGUAAUAUGCAUACUUUUAAGAUAGAUAAUUUAUAUACAUCUUCUCUCAAUGCAUUAAUAAAAAACAUACAAUAUAA
This is a messenger RNA of Equus caballus (horse), 1720 nucleotides long. RefSeq names its product mitochondrial translation release factor 1 like (gene MTRF1L). Gene Ontology annotation, molecular function: translation release factor activity. NCBI's taxonomy places the organism in Eukaryota, Metazoa, Chordata, Mammalia, Perissodactyla, Equidae. Gene Ontology annotation, biological process: translational termination. The record is from RefSeq and is a predicted model, not a curated record.